Euleptes europaea (tarantolino) is the source of this 1871-nucleotide messenger RNA. It is a transcript of the gene KIF25, whose product is annotated as kinesin family member 25. The coding region runs from base 3 to 1766 and encodes 587 amino acids. Gene Ontology annotation, biological process: microtubule-based movement. The record is from RefSeq and is a predicted model, not a curated record. The transcript is spliced from 15 exons. NCBI's taxonomy places the organism in Eukaryota, Metazoa, Chordata, Lepidosauria, Squamata, Sphaerodactylidae. Gene Ontology annotation, molecular function: microtubule binding; ATP binding; microtubule motor activity.
GGAUGCGGCCCCGCGGCGGGAUCAGCCUGGGUUUUGUGUCCGAGCAACGGAUCCGACAGCUGGAGCAGAAGCUGCGAGCUAAAGAAGAAAGAAUUGUAGUGCUGGAAACAGAAAAUGCCCUUCUGCAUCUCAAGCUUGCAGAGUGUCAAAGUAUGAUUGGGAAAAGCUCAACUAAAGAAUUGCCCCAAAGCUGUGCAAAUUGUAAACUGCACCAUUUGCAUGGGAGUGCCAGCCAAUCAACCGUAAUCCACCUUUAUGGAUCAAUGCAGAGACUGAAGCAAGACAUGAAGAAUCUCUGUUUAUCUGCUCUUACAUUUUCAAAAGACUUCCAGCAUCAAAGCAAGAACUCUCUUCACCAGAUUUUGGCAGCUGUCCAAAGACUACAGCUUCACAAUGAAGCUAUGCAAACAUUUCAGGUUAAAGCUCUCGAACUUGAACAAUCCUUGCUUGAUGUAAGUGAGCGAUAUCUGAAAGAAAAAGAAAAGAGAAAAAUACUUCAUAACAGUUUAAUUGAACUCAGGGGCAAUAUCAGAGUACACUGCAGGAUCCGUCCACUGUUACCAUUUGAUACUGCUCCUGGAGAGCUCGAAUUUGAAGACAGGCAUAGGAGCGUAUCAGAAAAAGUGGUGUGUGCAGCUGAUGAUGAAACUGUAUUGGUAAAAUGCAACCGUCCUGGUCACGCUUUGAUAAACAAGACAUGGCAGUUUGAAAGAGUAUAUAGUGCUGCUGAAACUCAAGAGACGGUGUUUGCAGAUGUAUCACCUUUGCUAACAUCGCUGUUGGAUGGGUACAAUGUGUGCAUUAUGGCUUAUGGGCAGACUGGGAGUGGAAAAACAUACACAAUGUUAGGACCGCAACCUGAAGAUAAUUUUGCUUUCCACCUGGAGGACGAACCAGAAUUAGGAAUUAUUCCUAGAGCUGCUGAAGAAGUGUUCAGGCUCAUUUCAGAGAAGCCACCAGGAAGUCAUUGGGUUGAGGUUUCUGUUGUAGAAGUGUAUAAUAACGCCGUGUUUGAUCUUCUGGCCAAAGACAACUGUGGAACAACAACUGGUGUCAAAAGGGACAUUGUCACAAAUAAGGAAGGGAAGAGUGAUGUCCCGCUUCUUGUGUACGAGCCUGUUGAAGAUGCAGUGGAGUUCUUGGAGCUGGUUCAUAAGGGCCUACAGUUAAGAGUCAAACAUCCAACCCUUGUACACGCUCAUUCAUCCCGUUCUCAUCUUGUGGUAACUUUGACUAUCACUACAAAGGCUGCCUUGGAGGACAGCUUUGGUGAUUGUUCUAGUCAGAAGCUGAGUAAAGAGCAUUUCUUCAACUCUCCACACUCUGUGAAAGAUGACAAGCCCACUUGUCCUUCCAGAUCUUCUUCACCAGCCCAGUUUCUCGGUGACUCUACAGAGAAACACAAGCGAACAAAACUUCAGCUGAUAGAUUUGGCUGGCAGUGAAUGCGCUGGUAUGUCUGGCGUGACUGGAACAGUCCUCAGAGAAACCUCCUUCAUUAACCGAAGCUUGUCUGCGCUGGCAGAUGUACUUGGAGCAAUAUCAGAACAUUGUUCUCAUGUUCCCUAUCGAAACAGCAAACUUACACAUUUACUCCAGGACUCCAUUGGUGGUGAUGCAAAAUCACUGCUGGUGUUGUGUGUCUCCCCCAGCCCAAAGUACAUAACAGAGUCCCUGCAGACCCUGGGAUUCGGAACACGAGCAAGGCAAGUUCAGCGAGGGCGAGCCAAGAAGAGAAACCAACCGGGGCCAAGCAAAUCCAAAUAAAAAGCAAGAGUCCUGUGGGUUAAAGGACUAUUAAUGAGUUCCUCAGACUGAAAUCCAUCUUGUUUUUGUAAAGAUGUAAACUGCCAGUUCAAAUAAACACUGUUC